AUGGAUCAGGGAAACUAUUCAAGAAUUACCGGAUGCGACACAGGUCUGCGAUUUUCCCGUGUUAUCUAUCUAUCUAUCUAUCUAUAUAUCUAUCUAUCUAUCUAUCUAUCUAUCUAUCUAUCUAUCUAUCUAUCUAUCAUUAACAGAAUAUCGCUCUCUCUUCUCUCUCUCUCUCUCUCUCCCUCUCUCUCACUCACUCACACUUACACACAUGCACACAUUCGCAAGUGGUGUUACGUCCCAGGAGACGGUGAUGCAGCGCAGAGUGCUACAGGUCUGCCUCUUCUCUUCUUUUUUGGUUUGAUUUUCGUGGAAGUGAAUGCGCUUCCGAUACGAUCUCGUGUCUUCCUCUCUUACCAAGUGAUGAUGGCUGAACCCACAUUAAAUGUGGUCACUUUUCUUACACUGUUUAUAUCUCUUCUGUAUGGUCCCGCGUCUCUUUCGGACAGUGUAUACUCUCUUGGUGUUAAUUUCCCUAAGCCUUCUUUCUUUCUUUCUUUCUUUCUUUCUUUCUUUCUUUCUUUCUUAUGUACUCCAAAAGUUUUAGUUGCUGCUCUUUAG
Molecule: messenger RNA, 561 nt
Organism: Acanthosepion pharaonis
Lineage: Eukaryota; Metazoa; Mollusca; Cephalopoda; Sepiida; Sepiidae
Source: the annotation of a GenBank genome assembly